Molecule: messenger RNA, 2347 nt
Organism: Clupea harengus (Atlantic herring)
Lineage: Eukaryota; Metazoa; Chordata; Actinopteri; Clupeiformes; Clupeidae
Gene: agtr2
Product: angiotensin II receptor, type 2
Biological process (GO): immune response; calcium-mediated signaling; positive regulation of cytosolic calcium ion concentration
Cellular component (GO): membrane; external side of plasma membrane
Molecular function (GO): C-C chemokine receptor activity; C-C chemokine binding
Source: RefSeq, a predicted model, not a curated record
UUGUAGAUCUGCCCAUCUGAUCGACUAUAUGCAGUACACACGCAUAGAAACGCAUGAGGCAUACUCAUCAACGAAGCUUCUGGACCUUGCUCUCACAUCUCUGGAUUGCUAUUUGGAUUAAAGUUCCUUCAAGAGCCUGGAACGAGGUCAACCAAGUGCAGACAUCCCAAUGGAUACCGAAAAUGGUCAGAACAUCUCUGCGCCCGAGGCAUCCUGUGACUCUUUCUCCCCGUCUUUGCACCAGAAAGGUCUUAUCCCCGCCAUGUAUAGCGUCAUCUUUGUGCUCGGGUUCCUCGGCAAUGUGCUGGUGGUGUGUGUGCUCUGUCAGCGUUCCUGCCGGCAAACGGUUGCCAACACAUACCUGGUAAACCUGGCCAUGUCGGACCUGCUGUUCCUGUCCAGUCUGCCGUUUUGGGCUGUGUACUACUCGUUAGACUAUACCUGGGUAUUUGGCUGGGUCAUGUGCAAAGCUUGCGGGGCUCUGAUGUCUCUCAACGUCUACGCCAGCAUUUUCUUCAUCACCUGCAUGAGCGUGGACCGCUACCGGGCCAUCGUCCACCCGUUCAGAUCCCAGUGCAACCGGAGUGUGUGCCGGGCCAGAGUGGUGAGCGCAGUCAUCUGGGUGAUAGCCGCGAUAAGCACGGUGCCCAACGUGUACUUCCGCCAACUGCACCCGCUGGCCUCACUGAACGUGACGGGCUGCGUUUUCGUGUACCCCUCCGCACACUGGUAUCCCGCCCAGGCUCUGGCCAAAAACACGCUGGGCUUCCUGCUCCCCUUCACCGUCAUUGUUACCUGCUAUUAUCGCAUCGGACACCACCUGCUUCUCACGCCCACCAUCGAGCAGGGCCCAGAACACCUGGACCGGGUGUUGCGCAUGGUGGUCGCCGUGGUGCUGGCCUUCUUCUUGUGCUGGUUCCCAUUCCACGUCCUCACGUUUCUGAGCGCUCUGAUGUCGCUGGGCAUCCACAUGCCGUGCUGGCUGGAGAAGGCCGUAGAGUUGCUCAUGUCCUUCUCCCUCUGCCUGGGCUUCUCCAACAGCGCCAUCAACCCCUUCCUGUACUGUUUUGUGGGAAACCACUUCCGUGAGCAGCUGUGGCGCCUGUACAGGGAGAAGGCGCCUCGCCUAUCUCAGAAGAGGGACUCCAUCAGCACACGCCUCAGCUCUUUCUCCAGGAAGCUGAGUGACCUGAGAGAUCCUGGGACUCCGGAUACACCCACUCUGCGCUCGGCGUCACAGUCCCGAUGAGUUCAGAGCGACGCGGGCACACUACACCUGUCUUUCACACCCUUAGGGUGCCCUGAAGUUUUUCUAACCCUCCCCUGGACAAGGAUAUAAAAUAGCCUGUUGAUAUUCUGAGCUUUCAACAGUCUCAAAAUCCAGAGUGGCGGGCAUCUUUAAGCUCUUGGAGCAAAUUUGGGUUAGCUCUGCUCCAUAGCAGAAAUAACAUGGACAGAGAUUAGGUAUUUAAACUUAAUACACCACUGUGUAUUAAAUCAAAUCUCUAUAUGUACCAUACAACUGAUCACCACUAAAGAUUACAGUACUUAGUUAGUAAAUUAACAAAAAAGAAAUUGACUCAAAAACACAAUGGAGGCUAACUGGUAAAUGGAUGCUACUAAAAAGUGUCACUAUGCAUCAUAAACCAGGGAAGGGAGAAACAGUGUGGAACACUCUGGAAUUCUUAAGAGUCAUGGAUCUCGCAGAGAUUAGACUACUUUUCCACAUGGAAUAAAUAUAUUAUAUAUAACCAUUAAACUUUUUUAAUUCAAAACCAGAAAACCUCAGGGAAGGUGAAAGUAACUAGAAAUACAUUUUACUGUAAUGAGAGUGUUCAUGCUUAAAAACUCAUGAAAAAAUGGUACUUUAAAGCUUAUAGAUUAUUUAAUAUUAAUAGGUACUCUCCCAAAAGAGAUCAGGCUGUAGUUUGAAAACAGGGCUAUAAAGUGUCUUAUUUGGAAUACUUGCUUACAUUAAUACCCAAUAGACUUCAAUUAGAUGUGGGAUUUGAAUUUUUUUUUGUGUGUGUGAAAAAAAGACAUACCAAAGUUCAUGCCUGUCUAAACUGAAGGUGUGCUAUGGAUGUGGGAAACGAAAAAAAAAUAAAAUCCUUUAACAUAACCCUUAGUACUGAUGCUGGCAUUCCAACAUGAGUAAUGUACAACACAUGUUAAUGUAUCAAAUAUUUUAAUGUAUGUAAUAUUAUAUAAAACUAUAAAACAUGUUGAACUGUGUCAUAUUAGUCAAACUGAAUAUGUGUUGUGUACUUCCACAGAACCUAUAAAAAUGCUUUCAUAACUUGUCUGCACUUGUCAAAACAUGCCAUGAAUAAACGGUAUGACUUCC